AUGUCUCUCGGCGCCAGCGAUCCGGUCAGCUUCGAGAUCCGGAAUCUGAUCCGGUCGUACAAGCAGCUGCACGAGCAGAACUGGGAGCAGAUCAGCCGCUGUCUGCAGAACCUCCAGCAGAUCGAGCGUUUCAACGCGGUUUCCCCGGCGAAGUUCGGCGACCAGCUGCUCGCGUACUUCAACCUGCGUCAGAACUGGCGGGAGAUUCUUCGCCGGCUGCGCGCGGAGCUCCCGCCGCAUCCGUCUCUUUUUCCCGCGCUUUUCGCCUUCGCGGAGGCGGGCCGCUGGCCGGUGUGGCGCCGCUGCAGCGUGUGCUUCGGGCCCGAAACGCCCGGGGAGUUGGUGUGCUGCGUCACGUGCGGAAUCCCCGUGCAUCGGCGCUGCGUGGGACUGGCCAAUCCGACGCCGCAGACUGUGUUCCAGUGCGAUGUGUGCCGUUUCCUCGCGCAGAACGGAGACCCGCGGUUCUUGAAGUGCUGCUACUGCACGGUGCUGGACGGGUAUUUGGCGCGCACGAACGUCGCGAGUCCCGUUUUCGCGCAUAUUUCGUGCGCACUAUUUUCGCCGGGCGGGGAAAUCGCGGACUUCGCGCGGAUGACGCCCGCGCCGCCGGGGCUGCGGCCGCAGUACAACGGGCUGCGCAUGCUGAACCCGCUGAGCGUGCGGCGCGGCGUGGACGACAGCUAUCUCCGCGAUUAUGCGAACAUGUUCCCGCUCUUCAGUCUCUUCCACUCGAAGGCGUCGCUGACGUCGCCGCUCUUCCCGAUGCCCGAAACGCUCGCGAAUGCCGCGGGGAACAGCACGUAUUCGGUGCGGAACACAUUUAACAAGGUGCAUCCCUACUAUCUGGAGAAUUCCCGCGAGGGCCAGCUCGUGUCCCUCUUCCGCAACGUCGAGUGUUCCCGCCAGAAACAGUGUUACUCCGUCAUCGAGCCGCGCAUCCCCGCGAAUCUGCGCAAUUACGGCGCGCACUGCGGAUUCUGCUCGGAAACCGCGGGAGAGCCCGUCGAGUACAACGAGUCCCGCGGUACCACCGUGGAAACGGGGUAA
Molecule: messenger RNA, 1050 nt
Organism: Blastocystis hominis
Lineage: Eukaryota; Bigyra; Opalinata; Blastocystidae
Exons: 5
Coding region: 1-1050 (349 amino acids)
Biological process (GO): regulation of transcription by RNA polymerase II
Source: RefSeq, a predicted model, not a curated record